Molecule: messenger RNA, 708 nt
Organism: Penicillium brevicompactum
Lineage: Eukaryota; Fungi; Ascomycota; Eurotiomycetes; Eurotiales; Aspergillaceae
Exons: 2
Coding region: 1-708 (235 amino acids)
Source: RefSeq, a predicted model, not a curated record
AUGUCGUUCGAUUUUACUUCAAACAACCAAUACUUCCAGGUGGGAGUCAACCACGGUAAUAUUUAUACGUGUACCGACCCGAUUUCAGUCACUCAUUCGCUCAUUGCGGGUUUCAAACUACCUUUGUAUCAGGCUUUGAACAAAGCUGAAAGAUGCUUAGACAUGGUGCAGGGCGCAGCGUCUCAGAACAGCCAAAUUGUUGGGGCUGUGGAGCGCCUGCGUAGCCUUCUUCUGGAAAUCAGAGAAGUCGACUCUGAACAGUGGGGAUCUCUGGAAAACGGAGUUAAAACAGCUGUCUAUUCACUUCUGUACUGCUGCAUCGCAGAAUGCUACGACUUCAAAUCUACUCCGCUGGCGGUCUCGUCUCUACAUGAGCAACUCGACGCCUGCAACUUGGCUCUUCAAUGUGUGUAUGGCGCCACUGUUAGGGAUUAUGAUGACAGGGGGUGGGUAUUCAAACAACAGCAGAAAGUCAUGGAAGCCAGCGAGCAAGUGGAAAACAAAAGAGCCCAGUAUGCGAAGGAAUUGGAGCCACCCAGUCCGGCCAUAUAUCACUCUCAGGCAGUUCUUGAUCUUUUGAAGAGAAUUCAGGAACCCCAUCUUGCGGCAAGAUUUGAGGACAUGCGUGUGAGCUUCCGCGGGGAAAACCACGGUGUCCAAGCCGCAGAGUAUCAUGGGAGCAUACGCUUUACCUUUCCCUCUAGAUGA